This is a messenger RNA of Anopheles funestus (African malaria mosquito), 826 nucleotides long. It is a transcript of the gene CNBP, whose product is annotated as CCHC-type zinc finger nucleic acid binding protein. Gene Ontology annotation, molecular function: nucleic acid binding; zinc ion binding. NCBI's taxonomy places the organism in Eukaryota, Metazoa, Arthropoda, Insecta, Diptera, Culicidae. Bases 336 to 797 code for a protein of 153 amino acids. The transcript is spliced from 3 exons. The record is from RefSeq and is a predicted model, not a curated record.
UGCGAGCCCGCUAGAAACGUUUGCGAUCAAUGCGAGUGGAGCAGUCGUAGCAGUCGAGUCAGUUGGUGUGGUUUCGUGGGAAAGCAGUUCAGUUUUCUAACAGUGUGGUUUUCCCAAUCCUGGAGGAAGAGAAGUAAUAGCAGUGCAAGUCCCGGUUUUGAGCGAGAGGAGCGAAGAGUGCGAAAAGAGUAAAGGGAAGUUGAGAGCCAGCCGAUUCGCCAAAGAAUAGUGUUGGUUUAUCGCCGUAACGAAGCAGAAGGGAGAGAAAUAGCGAGAAGCCCCGCGCACAGCCUACUGAAUUUCUUUAGCAAAAAAAAACCCACAGAGCAGAAAAGAUGAUGUCGACUAACACUUGCUUCAAGUGCGACCGUCCCGGUCAUUAUGCCCGCGACUGCCAGAACGUUGGAGGCGGCGGUGGCCGUGGAGUCGGUGGACCGCGUGACCGUCGGGACUUUGGAAGGCGGGAGAAGUGCUACAAGUGUAACCAGAUGGGACACUUUGCUCGCGACUGUAAGGAGGACCUGGACCGGUGCUACCGGUGCAACGGUAGCGGUCAUAUUGCGCGUGACUGCAGUCUGUCCCCAGAUGACUCAUGCUGCUACAACUGCAACCAGAGCGGCCAUCUGGCCCGCAAUUGCCCGGAGAAGAGUGACCGCGACAUGAACGUGUCGUGCUACAAUUGCAACAAGAGUGGCCACAUCUCGCGUAACUGCCCGUCGGGUGACAAGUCGUGCUAUAGCUGUGGCAAGAUCGGCCACUUGAGUCGCGACUGCACAGAGAACAAGGGUCGGGAUUAGAAGUCGGGUUACUCGUCGUGGUGUGGCAG